This is a messenger RNA of Blepharisma stoltei, 1461 nucleotides long. The record is from the annotation of a GenBank genome assembly. NCBI's taxonomy places the organism in Eukaryota, Ciliophora, Heterotrichea, Heterotrichida, Blepharismidae.
AUGACUCACGACGAAGAUUAUGACUAUCUUUACAAAAUAGUGCUAGUAGGCGACACAAAUGUAGGGAAAACCAAUUUAGUAUCUCGCUACAUCAAAAACUCUCUCCCAAAAAAUUCCAAUCCUACCAUUGGAGUCGAAUUUGCUACUCGUGUAGUGUCUCUCCCAUCUGGAGUCACCAUCAAAGCUCAAAUAUGGGACACAGCUGGUCAAGAAAGAUAUCAUGCAAUCGUAUCAGCCCAUUACAGAAGAGCAAUUGGUGCUCUUUUAGUUUACGACGUAACAAAUUCUAAAUCCUUUGAAAAUGCUCAAAAAUGAAUACAAGAGCUUAAAUCCAAAGCGGUUUCUUCAUAUGACACCUAUUUUUUUCCCUAUUUUUUUGACCUAUUUUUUUGACCUAUUAUUUUGACCUAUGUUUUGGGCUUUUUUUGCGUAUUUUUUUUGCUAAAAAUUUUAUAAUUUAACUUUUGUCAAAGCAAAUUGACCAAAAAAGUUCAAAAAUUUUAACUCCCCCCCAUCCCUAAAAAUUGGGGAAAUUAACCCCCAUCCUUGAUCGAACGAUUUUCAUAUCAUGCAAAUUUUUAUAUAUAUAAAAAUAUAUUAGUUAUCAAAAGCUUAGGAAGAUGCACCUAAUGAAGUUGUUCUCAGAGACUUUGAGACGAAAAAAAGCUUUGGAAUCAACCAUACGAAGUGGUUUAGUCAUCAACCUGGGCUUAAAAACUUAAUAAUCUAAUAAAAUAUAGAUUCUUUAAAAUUUUUUAAAAAAAAUUUAAUUUAAUAAGAAACAAAUUAAAAUUUAUACAGUUUAAAGGGGUAACUAAUAAAUCAAAAUAUUAAAAAUUGGUAUUUUUUUAUAAAAUUAAUUCAAUUUUUUGCUGUAAAAAUAAUUAUUAAAUUUCUUAACCCUCUUAUUUAAAAGUAAAUAAAAACAAUAUAUAUAUAUUUUUUUAUUUAUAUAUAAAAAUUUUUUUCCCAAAAAAUUUUUUUUAACCCCCAUCCUUGAUCGAACGAUGGCGAGUCGUUCGAUCAAGGAUGGGGGGGGGGGGAGUAAGGAAAAAAUAAAUAGAUCAAAAAAAAUAGGCUAUAAAAAAGGCCAAAAUAAAUAUGCCCAAAAAAAUAGUUAAAUUCGGCAAAAAAACCUUAUCGCUAUGAAAUAAUCGUCAUGUAAAGACAUGAUCCAAAGCAGAGCCUGAUAUCGUCAUAAUGCUUGUCGGUAACAAGAUAGAUUUAACAGACAGGAGUCCAGAUCUCAAGCAAGUAUCUACAGACCAAGCUAAAAGGUUCGCUCAAUCAGAAGGUCUUCUCCACAUUGAGACCUCAGCCUUAACUUCUGUCCGAGUUAGAGAAGCUUUUGAGUUUUUAUUAGAAGAAAUAAAUAAGUCUAAGAACCAAGGGAUAUCUAAAGAUUCUAAUGAUCAUAUUCGACCUAUCGGCCCUGGCGAAACCAAAAAAUCAUGUUGCUAG